AUGAAUAUCCUUUGCCCUGAAAGUGUUUCAGCCAAUCAGAGAGCUUCUUCAGGGUCAGAAAUCUGCAACACAGCUCAAGAGAAAAUGGCAACGAAAGCUGAGAUUGUAUCUAAGGACACCAUUAAGCCAUCCUCUCCAACCCCAAAUCAUCUUAGAGACUUCAAAAUCUCCCUUCUUGAUCAAUUGGCUCCUCCAAUUUACGUUCCUGUUGUCCUGUUUUACUCUGCCUCUGAUGUUACUACUUUCGGAAAUGAUAUCAGAAUGAUAUCUGACAAGUUAAAGUCUUCUUUAUCAGAUAUCCUUACUCUCUAUUACCCAUUUUGUGGAACAUUGAAAGGAAAUUCAUUGGUUGAUUGCAACGAUGUUGGUGUCCUUUACGUUGAGUCUAAAGUCCCAACUAAACUCUCAAAUAUUCUCAAAAAUCCCCAAGUUCAUGAGAUAAUUGAACUUUUUCCAUUUGAUCCCUACAACCCUUUAAUAUUAUUAGAUGAUCAUAGCAAGAAACCUGCUAGUAACAUGGCAGUUCAAGUGAAUGAAUUCAGUUGUGGGGGGAUAGGAAUUGGUGUGUGCUUCUCACACAAGAUUGCUGAUGGUUCAACAGCUGCAUCAUUCCUCAAUGCUUGGGCUGCAACAUCAAGGGGACAACAUGGAAACAACAUAUUGGAACAACCUCAAAUUGAAUCAGCCUCCUUGCUUUUCCCACCAAGGAACAUAAACAUGGACAUAACUCGUGGCAUGACUGGCCACAAAAACAUUGUAACGAGGAGGUUCAUAUUUAAUGACACAAACUUAUCUAGACUGAGAGAAAAACUUGGCUGCUUCAAUCCCACCCGUGUAGAAGCCGUGACAGCACUCAUAUGGAAAUCAGCAACGGAAGCAGCAAGAGCAAGUUCAUCUAUGGUGUCUCAUGCAGUGAACAUUCGCAGUCGAAUGGCCUCACCAUUGUCGAAGAAUUUGUUAGGAAAUCUUUGGCAACAAGCUGCUUCACCAGUUAUGGAAAUGGAAAGGGUGAAAGGGUUGCAUGAUUUGGCAGAGAUAGUAAGAAAAACGAUAAGAAAAGUUGAUGCAGAUUAUGUAAGUAAGCUUCAAGGUCAUGAGUUACCUAAGGUUAUUGAAUCUUUACAUGAAGCAAGGAUAAUGGUGUCCGAAAAAGGUAUUUCAUGUUAUAGUUUUAGCAGUUGGAUAAGAUUUGAUUUUUAUGAAGCUGAUUUUGGAUGGGGAAAGCCAACCUGGGUGUGUACUAUUGGUGUGCCUAUUAAAAAUGUGGUAAUUUUGAUGGCUACAAAAAAUGGGGAUGGAAUUGAGGCAUGGGUAACCUUGACUGAACAUGAUAUGGUUGAAUUUGAGCGCAAUCCAGAACUUCUCGAGUUUGCAUCAUUUGAUUUUUAG
Gastrolobium bilobum is the source of this 1389-nucleotide messenger RNA. RefSeq names its product stemmadenine O-acetyltransferase-like. NCBI's taxonomy places the organism in Eukaryota, Viridiplantae, Streptophyta, Magnoliopsida, Fabales, Fabaceae. Bases 1 to 1389 code for a protein of 462 amino acids. The record is from RefSeq and is a predicted model, not a curated record. The transcript has 2 exons.